AUGUCAACUCGUCGUGGAAACACCAAAAAACUUGGUCAAAAACAUCAAAAUAUAACUGCAUUUAAAGAUUAUAAAGGGUGUACAGUUUAUAAAAAAAUUAAAGCAUUACCUAAUGAGGGGUUAUGUCAAAAAUGUCAUGACACAAUUGAAUGGAAAAAGAAGUUUCACAAAUAUAAGCCACUAAAAGUACCUGGUGUUUGUUUAAUUUGUAAACAAAAAAAUAUACGUUAUGCCUAUCAUACAGUUUGUCAAGAAUGUGCUAUUAAAGAAGGGAUAUGUGCAAAGUGCAGAGAAAAGAAACAAAUAGUUAAUGGCUUUAAAGUUGAUAAACAAGAGAGUCAAGAAGAUCAAGAGUUACAAGUACAAAUUGAAAGGUUAAGUCUUAGGCAAAAACAAUCAUUCUUUAGACAACUUGAAAAGAAUCCUGAUUGUGACCAACAAGAAUUACUAAAACAAUUCCAAGUAAAAGAUAAAGAUGAAGAUUGGGAUAGCUUUGAUGAUGAUAGUGAUUAUGAAGAAGAUGAAAGUAAUAAUGAAAAUAAAAAUGAAACAGGUAGUGAGCAUGAUGACAUUGAAGAAGAAGAUAAUGAGAGUGAGGGAGACGAUUGA
Molecule: messenger RNA, 609 nt
Organism: Entamoeba histolytica HM-1:IMSS
Lineage: Eukaryota; Evosea; Mastigamoebida; Endamoebidae
Exons: 2
Coding region: 1-609 (202 amino acids)
Source: RefSeq, a predicted model, not a curated record